This is a messenger RNA of Sphenostylis stenocarpa, 393 nucleotides long. The record is from the annotation of a GenBank genome assembly. Lineage: Eukaryota; Viridiplantae; Streptophyta; Magnoliopsida; Fabales; Fabaceae.
AUGGAAAAAAUUGUCACAGUCAAGAAAUUAAAAUGUGCAAAAUUAAAGAACAAGAAUGAUAAAUAUUGUCAAGAUCAAGGAAUUAAAUUGCAAAAAAAUUCAAGUGCAAUGAAGAUUGGUGUGGACGAAAUUGAGAUUUGGCACUCAAACAAAGAGGCAUGUGAACAGAAGAAAACAGCUUCAAACAGAAUGAUCAAACAUGAUGGAUCCACUGUUAGCAUUGUGUCUGGAAAAUUAGCCCAAAACAUCCACUCCUAUAAUUGUGUGAUUUUGGUGGCACAACAAGCAAAUCCAAAGAGAAAAUUAUACAUUAGGGAGAAUGAAGGUGAACCAACUGACAACGAAGUGGAGAGUGGUCUUGUUCCAAUUAAUCAGAGCAUUGAAGAAGCUUGA